Periophthalmus magnuspinnatus is the source of this 1407-nucleotide messenger RNA. It is a transcript of the gene c1qbp, whose product is annotated as complement component 1, q subcomponent binding protein. The transcript has 6 exons. The record is from RefSeq and is a predicted model, not a curated record. NCBI's taxonomy places the organism in Eukaryota, Metazoa, Chordata, Actinopteri, Gobiiformes, Gobiidae. Bases 138 to 1007 code for a protein of 289 amino acids. Gene Ontology annotation, cellular component: mitochondrial matrix. Gene Ontology annotation, biological process: cytosolic ribosome assembly.
AGAGGUCAUAGUUGCGACAGGUCAACGUGCCCUCCACACGUGUGUGCACUGUAUUACUAAGGUAGUAAAGAGGGAAUAGGAGUUCUAGAUAUUUUUUUGUAUUUAUUCUGUUUUGUAGUUAGCUAUUUUGUACUGCCAUGCUUAAAUCUGUAGUCCGUGCGGUCGGGGCUGCUGUCCGCGUUUCUAAUGCUACAGUCACUUCCUCUGUACGAGCUGCGCCUCUCCGCUGCCCGGUCUUAUGUGCCCCCAGCUCGGCUACAGCUCGGCCUUUUACCCGGUCCUUGUGGAUGCUCAGUAACAGCGGAGCUUCUUCUGGUUAUAGACCCAAACUGUUUAGCUCAAAAGUACUGACUCCUUCAAUUUCGUGUGGAUGUGGGGGACUGCACACAGAAGGAGACAAAGCCUUUGGUGAUUUCCUUACUGAUGAAAUCAAAGAAGAGAAGAAGAUCCAAAAGUCUAAGACCCUUCCAAAGAUGUCUGGGGGAUGGGAGCUGGAGAUGAAUGGCACAGAAGCUAAACUUGUCCGAUUUGUUUCCGGGGAGAAAGUCACUGUCACAUUCAAUGUCAAUAACAGCAUCCCCCCAAACUUUGGAGAAGAAGUGGAACAGGGGCAACAGAAACCAGCUGAAGAAGAGCCAGAAAUUGUUUCAACGCCAAACUUUGUUGUUGAAGUUACCAAACAGGGUGCCAAGCAUUCUCUGGUGUUCGACUGCAAUUUCCCAGAAGAUGAGAUAAGUCAUGGUGAAGGAGAAGAGGAGAGUGAUAUAUUUGCCAUUCGUGAGGUCAGUUUUCAGCCUGAAGGCGACGGAGAUUGGAAAGAAACCAGUUACACACUUAACACAGACUCUCUGGACUGGGCUCUUUAUGACCACCUAAUGGACUUUCUUGCUGAUCGAGGCGUUGACAACACAUUUGCUGAUGAGCUCAUGGAGCUGAGCACUGCUGUUGAGCACCAAGAGUACAUCAAGUUUCUAGAAGACCUACAGAGCUUUGUUAAAUGUACCUAAUGUGUUAAUAGUAUAAAGAUAGAUUUUGUUUUCAAUCUGUCUAGUUAAUGUCCAGGGUUGCACUGUGAAACAAGCUGCAGCACUUAAUACACAGACUGAACACUGAAUUUGACAGUACUUCAGUUUGACCAUGUUAAAUAUGUUAUUAUACAUAAGGUUUAAUUUAUAGAAGAAAUAUUACGAUUAUGUUCAAAGGAUUCAAAAAAUGUAAAACGGCACCAGUGAUGACUUAAACUUUGCAGCAUAACACCAUUAUCUGUUUGGAUCAGUGCAGAAUACAUAGCCCCCAACACUGAUGAUAAAGUGUUGAUGUUACAAUAUAUCAUAGGGUAAGUGGAUCAAGAUAUGUAAUUUACAGUUAAUGUAUUGUACAAUAAAACUUUAAUAUUUGUUAUUGAGU